Messenger RNA from Xylona heveae TC161, 1860 nucleotides. Its product is annotated as TIP49-domain-containing protein. The record is from RefSeq and is a predicted model, not a curated record. NCBI's taxonomy places the organism in Eukaryota, Fungi, Ascomycota, Xylonomycetes, Xylonales, Xylonaceae. Gene Ontology annotation, molecular function: ATP binding; DNA helicase activity; ATP hydrolysis activity. Bases 68 to 1477 code for a protein of 469 amino acids. The transcript is spliced from 3 exons. Gene Ontology annotation, biological process: regulation of transcription by RNA polymerase II; chromatin remodeling; box C/D snoRNP assembly. Gene Ontology annotation, cellular component: Ino80 complex; R2TP complex; Swr1 complex.
CCUCUGCAAUCGACAACACCUUCGUCUCUCCCUUGAGGAUCAGUUUGUCGAUACUCAUUCCCUCAAAAUGGCUGCCGCAAUUUCCACUGUGGCCGAGAGCAAGGAGCUUCGGGGCCUGAACCUCGUAGCUGCUCAUUCGCACAUUCGCGGUCUUGGCGUCGACCCAGAUACGCUCCAGCCUAGAGCGUCAUCGCAAGGACUCGUCGGACAAGAAAAGGCUCGCAAAGCCGCUGCCGUGAUUCUUCAAAUGGUCAAGGAAGGCAAGAUUGCCGGCCGAGCAGUAUUGAUCGCGGGACCACCAAGCACCGGCAAGACGGCCAUCGCAAUGGGCAUGGCUCAAUCGCUAGGCGCUGAUGUGCCAUUCACCAUGCUUGCGUCGUCCGAAAUAUUCUCGUUGGAGAUGUCCAAGACGGAAGCGCUGACGCAAGCCUUUCGGAAAUCAAUCGGCGUGCGGAUCAAGGAAGAGAGCGAGAUAAUAGAAGGAGAAGUCGUGGAAAUUCAAAUCGAUCGCAGCGUCACCGGAGGCAACAAGCAAGGAAAGCUCACCAUUAAAACGACCGACAUGGAGACCAUUUACGACAUGGGCACGAAAAUGAUCGAGUCCAUGACCAAAGAGCGUGUCAUGGCUGGAGACGUCAUCUCCAUUGACAAAGCCUCUGGCAAGAUCACCAAGAUCGGACGCAGCUACACUCGUUCGCGCGACUACGACGCCAUGGGCGCCGACACCAAGUUCGUGCAAUGCCCCGACGGCGAGCUACAGAAGCGCAAGGAAGUCGUACACACUGUGAGCCUGCACGAGAUCGACGUCAUCAACUCGCGAACACAAGGCUUCCUCGCACUCUUCUCUGGCGACACGGGCGAGAUUCGCAGCGAAGUGCGCGACCAGAUCAACACCAAAGUGGGGGAAUGGAAAGAAGAAGGCAAAGCCGAGAUUGUGCCGGGCGUGCUCUUCAUCGACGAAGUCCACAUGCUCGACAUUGAAUGCUUUUCGUACAUUAACCGCGCGCUCGAAGACGAACUGGCGCCCAUUGUCAUCAUGGCAAGCAAUCGCGGACACACACGGAUACGCGGCACCAACUACCGCAGCCCGCACGGCCUGCCUCUCGAUUUCCUCGACCGAGUCGUCAUCGUCAGCACCCACGCCUAUGGCCGCGAAGAGCUGCAGCAGAUUCUCUCGAUUCGCGCGCAGGAGGAAGAGGUCGAUCUCUCGCCAGAUGCGCUGGCCCUGCUCACAAAGAUUGGCGAGGAGACUGGUCUACGAUAUGCAAGCAACCUGAUCACAACCUCGACGCUGCUCGCACAAAAGCGAAAGGCGCGCGAGGUCGCUAUUGAAGAUGUCCAGCGGAGUUUCCAGCUCUUUUACGAUCCGAAUCGCAGCGUCAAGUUCGUGACGGAUUUUGAAAAGCGAUUUAUUGGCGAAGAAGGCGGCGUUACAUUUUCGGUUACAAACGGUGCGGAUGCAAUGGAGUUGUCUUAGAGGUCCUGGGUAGGAUUCUAGAUGUGCAGUCUGGCUUUAGACCGGCGCCUCUCUUCUUCCACUUUCUUCUUUUUCACUUUCUGUUCUCUCCGUUUCAUUUCACUUCCACGGCUCGAUUGCUCCGAUUACUGUUUUUUUAAAAUGCGGUUCUUAUGCGUUUGUUCUAAAAAAGUGUGGGACAUGGUACUUUCAUCUUUCUUUUUCUUUUGUCUUCGUUCUCGUUCCUCUCGGUCUUCGGCGGUCGCGUUCCAAGGGUGUUUUUCCAUAUUGUCUUUUUCCUUUUUUACAUUAUUCUCCUAUUCUACAAUUCCAUUUCUCCAAUUUUCACAGUUGGGAUUCUUUUCAUCAAUAUUACUAUUUCUAGUACUAUCAAAAUGGACUUG